Eucalyptus grandis is the source of this 774-nucleotide messenger RNA. Its product is annotated as class V chitinase CHIT5b-like. The coding region runs from base 1 to 774 and encodes 257 amino acids. The transcript is spliced from 2 exons. Gene Ontology annotation, cellular component: extracellular region. Lineage: Eukaryota; Viridiplantae; Streptophyta; Magnoliopsida; Myrtales; Myrtaceae. The record is from RefSeq and is a predicted model, not a curated record. Gene Ontology annotation, molecular function: chitinase activity; chitin binding. Gene Ontology annotation, biological process: chitin catabolic process; carbohydrate metabolic process.
AUGCUUUCCUCUCCCCCAAGCAACAUCACCUUCAAGUUCGAGCUCUCGGAGACGACAGCAGUGGCUCUCUCGAACUUCACGAGCACCCUCCGUUUUGCGAGCCCACCAGUCAAGACCCUCCUCUCCAUUGGCGGUUCUGGAGACGUUCCAACCGCUCUCUUGGCCGAGAUAGCUUCAUGCCCUUCCUCAAGAAAAGUCUUCAUCAAUUCUUCAAUGGAGGCUGCAAGGAAGUUUGCGUUUGAUGGGCUUGACCUUGACUGGGAAUGGCCUAAAAACCGAAAGGAGAUGAAGGAUUUGGCCCACUUGUUGAGGGAAUGGAGGCUUGAGAUCAUCAAAGAGGCCCGAGCCACCAAGCAGCCCCCGCUGUUGUUAACCGCUGCGGUGUACUUCGCCGCCGACUUCUUCCUCGAUCCAGUGUACCGCAUGUACCCGGUGGCGGCCAUUAGGAAGAAUUUGGACUGGAUCAACGCCAUGUGGUCAUGGGGCUUGCCUUUACGGAAGGACUUGGGAGCUCAGGACCCGAAUGUCACCGAGAUCGGCGCCCCGGCAGUGAAGGCGGGCCCUGGGGACGGCGUGCUUCCAUACUCUGACGUGCAAGUGUUCAAUAGGAAUUAUAGCGCCACUGUGGUAUACGAUGCGGAGACGGUGUCGACCUACUCCUUUGCCGGGACAUCUUGGGUCAGUUACGAUGAUGUCGCCUCAGCGAUGGUGAAGAUCGGAUUGGCACAAGCCCUUGGGCUUCAGGGGAUAUUUCUUCUGGGUCCUUGGUUAUGA